Molecule: messenger RNA, 1974 nt
Organism: Nematocida parisii ERTm1
Lineage: Eukaryota; Fungi; Microsporidia
Exons: 1
Coding region: 1-1974 (657 amino acids)
Source: RefSeq, a predicted model, not a curated record
AUGGGAGAUAAAGAGAAAUUGGAAAAUAUUAGGGAAAGAAUAAAAACAGGAAAAAAUACAUUUAAAGAAAUCUGUGCAGAACUUCUGAAUGGGGACAAUAUAGCACAAGAAACCUUGGGAAACAUUUUAUUGCUUGCAGAAGAAAUAGCAUUCCCUAAAGGCCCUCCCUCCUUCCCUAAGAAUGCUCUUGAUUCAGAGAAUAAGAGUCCUAAUGGCAAAAACAUCACUGAAAAUAUAUACAAAAAAUAUGAAAAGCUAAUGUAUGAAAUGUAUCCCAAAUUCUUGUAUCUUAUGUGUGUUUUUCUUAAAGAGUGUGCUAGAUAUCAGUUCACGACUGAUAUAUCGAGUGGUGGAGUGUUUUUUGAAAAAAGUGUGGAGAUCUGCCAGGAGAUGCUUUUUAUUCUUAGAAAACGGACUGUGCACGAGACUAGUCUAGGAUAUAUUCCAUCGAGUAUAUUGUCUUUGUUGUUGGAGAUAAUACGCACGCACUGUAAGGAUGUCUCGCCAGAGUUUAUUAGUGCAGUGCAUGAGAUCAAGCGGCUUGAAGGAAACAUAUUGGAAAUACUUGCUAUAAAAACAAUGUUGGGCCCACUGUUUAAGCUGUUUAAGUGCAUAAUAGACCAUGUUGGAAACCAAAACCAGCGGGUUAUGCAGUCUCUUCUGAAAACAAUAGAAAAGACAGAGGCGUAUAAGACAUCACUAUACUUUGAACAGAAUAAAACUGUUCCUUUUUUGGCUAAAACAUUAAGAGAAGAGCUAAGAACAUGGGGAAUGAAUCUUAUACACCCGGUGUAUUUUUACAUUGACCCGGCAUAUCCACUUCUUGCAGCUGCAAUAGUUAUUAAGCCAGACAAUUUGAUAUAUGAACCGCAUGAAGGCAUAAGCAUGUACAUAUCCUUAAUUAUGAGAGAGCUUAUGCGGUAUACUCCGUAUGUAGACAUGCGUGUGAAUUAUUUGUAUAUUGAUGUAGGGGAUACUGGGACAGACAUAGAUGUGAAUAAAUGGAAUUAUUUAGGACACAUCUAUAACCUAGAUGUGAUUAGAUGUGAGAUCAAUUUUACUACACAGAAUGUGUAUGAGGCAUCUAGAUUUAUUGAUGGUUUGGUUAGGUCUGUGGUAGCGCAGGAUAUUAUUUCUUUAUCAAUGUAUCCCAGCAUUCCUUUAUCAAGAAAAGUGCAGUGUGUGCUGAUUGAUAAUCUUAGAAUUGAGUCCUUGGAUGUAAAGGAGUGCUUGGGCAGUGGUGGUAUUAGUUCGUGUGUUGAGGAGUUCAUAUGCCUUCUGGCAAAAAGAAAGAAUGGAACACUGCGGUACUUGAGAGAGCUUGCCAUCACAUCGCCAUUUUAUAAGGCCAUGGCCACCAACCUGCAGAAAAUAACAUUUUAUGGGAUACAGAAGCUUACUCUUGAGUUCAUUGCACUAGACCGGUACUACAACACAGGCAGCAUAAAGAAUAUCACAGAAUUAGUAAACACACUGACAUUCCCUGUUCUUCACGAGCUCAACAUAAAAAACCAUAACAUCACAAAAGAAGACUUCAACUUUUUGAACUUAAACAUGAAUCUGGUGCAAAUCCAGUACGGUAAAUUUUACUGUCCCUCUGGGUCAUCCUACCGCCCAGAACAGCACAGUUAUACCUUUAAGCGCCCAGAGUCUGUUGCUAUGAGCUCAGGGAUUGUUUUUAUCAUAGCAGAAAAUAUUGUGUACGAGUGGACCGUUAACUAUGUGGAUACCGCAUUCUCCGACUGUCUGGUCUGUAAGAUUCCCUUCUGUAACAAUUCAAACAAGCAAGUGGUCAUUCUCUCCUGUGGAUCAGUCGUCCACAUUUCAUGUAUUGUAGACGCAUUUGGAAAGAAAAAGAAUCCAUGCUGCCCAUUUUGUAAGAAAAAAGUACAGCUAAUAAUGGGCUCGCCAAUGGCUGUUGAUAUAAUGUUUAAGCCGCCAAUGUCUUAUACAAGACACUCAGUAACCCGAUAG